AUGUCUAGAAAUCCUCGUACUGGAACACAAACGGUUGUAAAAUUACGUUCCUUAGGUCACCGAGUAAUUCUAAUUACAAGCGGAGCUAUAGGAGUAGGAUUGAGACGAUUAAAUAUGGAUAAAAAACCGAAGAAAUUGAAAGAAAUUCAAGCUGUAAUGGCAGUUGGUCAAGUAAGAUUGAUGAGAAUGUAUGAUAGUCAAUUGAAUCAACUAGGCAUGACCUAG
This is a messenger RNA of Scutellospora calospora, 225 nucleotides long. NCBI's taxonomy places the organism in Eukaryota, Fungi, Glomeromycota, Glomeromycetes, Diversisporales, Gigasporaceae. The record is from the annotation of a GenBank genome assembly.